AUGCAAUUCCUAUCAGCUAAUUCUUUACUUUAUAUAAGAGUUGUUUUCCUAUUAACAAUUGUCUUUUAUCUAAUUACUGAUCCAGAAGGAUUAUGUACUGCUGGUUUUGUCGUGUUAAUGGGACAAGCAAUGCAAGUUCCAUUAGUGCAAUUAUCUAAAUCAAAUCCAAUGUUGGGGAUAACUGCAAUGACUUUCACUUCAUUAGCUAUCGGGGAUGUUAUUCCAUUACUUGCACAAAAUUUUGCGUAUUUUGAAAGUUUAGUUCCAAUUAGAUUAGCAGGAUAUUUCAUUUUGGCUGGAUAUAUUUAUUUCGUUCCAACUUCUAUGGUAAGCAAUAGUUUAGUCAUUACAUUUGCAUUUUUGGAAGUUUGGUUCAACUUUUUGAUCUUUAAUAACUUAAGGGAUGAGAAAUAUUAUAGAAUGAAGAAAUUUGUCGAAGAAAAUGCUGAAGCUAUGCAAAGAGCCCACGAUGAACAAGUCAGAGUCAUUGAAGAAGAUGAGUAG
Molecule: messenger RNA, 504 nt
Organism: Hemisphaericaspora subhashii
Lineage: Eukaryota; Fungi; Ascomycota; Pichiomycetes; Serinales; Debaryomycetaceae
Exons: 1
Coding region: 1-504 (167 amino acids)
Source: RefSeq, a predicted model, not a curated record